AUGUUACUCAAAAUGCAGCCGCCCAGCUCGGAUCCGAUCCCUCUUGACGUCGUUUCGGAGAUCCUCGACCACGUCGAUUACAGAACCUUGAAAACCUGCGCAUUUCUCUCAGCAUCUAUCCUCCCUCUCUGUCACGAUCGCCUUUUUCGAAAAAUCGAUCUGACCUACAUCACGACAAUCAGAUCAUACCUCAAGCUUUAUGCGGUCCUUCACCAGCGCCCGAAGAUCUCCCAAUACGUGAAAUCUCUUCACAUUCACACUGGCAAUAUUCACGGUUACCUGGGCUUUCCAUGUGACGACCCCAUUUUGUUCAAUACGUUUUCUGCUGCGACAAAUCUUAAACACCUUUUCGUCAAUAUUUCCGCCCUUGAAGCUUACCAAUGGCAUUCUCAUGCCACAGUGGCUCUACUUUCUAGCCUUCUCUCAUUGCCUGGGGUUACGUCCGUCACAUUUUCUGGAUGGCAUGGUGGAACCCAAAUUCCACACAUUCCGAUUUCUCUACUCGAAGUUCCGGUAUCUCUAACGAGCCUUACCUUAGAAAGACUUGAAUUAUGGGGAUGUUUGCAUACCAACGAAGGCCAUUUGAGGGGGAAGCCCGUCAGACCGUCUUCUAUCUCCAUCAUCGGAUGUAGCAAUUUCACUUUGAAGCAGCUCUUCCAGUUAUCGACAGACCCACACUCGCCGUUGGACCUCUCAUCUUUGAAGAAGAUGACUGUUUCUCCGGAGUCAAACUCCCACUAUGACGAUAAAAUUACUGAGGAUUUUUUUCGCCACGUAUUUUAUUCUCUUGAGCAUCUCACUUGGAAGAUUUCUUAUUGGUCUGGCACAAACUGUGGAUAUCUUGAACAUGUUGACAGCCGUCAUCUUAUCCACCUUCGGGAGUUUAAUAUUGGAACUUCGUUCGCUCAGCAUCCUGCAAUGACGAAGGAUUUGGUUUCUGCACUUUCCGUGUUCAUCGGGCAUAUCCCAGAAACAACCUCAUUCGAAAAGUUCAGUUGGUAUCACCACGUCAAUGAUCGUUCAUGGGAUCGUGUCGAUGAGCUGGAAAACUGGGCUCUUGAUGAGUGGAAAGAGAUGAGUAGAAUUGUCUCCCUCCCAAGGAUGGAGUACGUCAAAAUGAACGUAGAGAUCAAUUUUUCGUACAUGGAUAGGAACACUGUGCUGGAGUUCGAACGGAAGGUACGCGACCUCCUUUCAAAUGAAGGCCGCCUAUCACACCAGAUUACGUUGAAUACUUCCACAAACUCUCGCUCGUAUUCCCGUUCCCUCCUUACAAUUAGUGCAGACCAGCGAACAGAAAACGGGUCGAUGGAAGGACAAGCUCAGAUGGAAAGGGAAUCUGUAGGGGAACAAACGAGGGUUAAGUGGUCCGUUACUAAACGGCUCAAGCGAUUUUUUCUUUCUUCCUCUCUUUUCAGAAAGAAAGGUCCUAGGUAG
This is a messenger RNA of Laccaria bicolor S238N-H82, 1437 nucleotides long. RefSeq lists its product as uncharacterized. The coding region runs from base 1 to 1437 and encodes 478 amino acids. The record is from RefSeq and is a predicted model, not a curated record. The transcript is spliced from 2 exons. Lineage: Eukaryota; Fungi; Basidiomycota; Agaricomycetes; Agaricales; Hydnangiaceae.